UGACGGUCGGUUUCAAGGUCUUCUGCUUUUUCUUUAGAAGAAAUUCGCUUCUUUGACAGGUGGAUCAGUCUUCAAGUUGAGAUUGAGACGUGCUUUUCGAUUUUAGAGACGUAGUUUUCUACUCAAAAAUAGUCACAAAAUAAUAAAAUUCCUAAAAAUGCACCCACUAAUAACCACCACUGUGCUCUUACUCCUAACCCCCCCUUCCCUCACCCUACAAUCGCUCUACUCCUUCACCCUCCCGGACAUCACGGGAAAGGAAAUAGACUUCUCCACGUUCAAAGGGAAAACCAUCCUCGUCGUCAAUGUGGCCUCUCAGUGCGGGCAGACCGACGCCCACUACAAAUCCCUCAAGCGCCUCCACGACAUCCUCUCCUUCUCCCCAUCCACUCCUGAUGGUGGGUCCUCCUUCGAAAUAUUAGCCUUCCCCUCCAACGACUUUGGCGACCAGGAACCCUGGGAAGAAAAGGAAAUCGAGGAAUUCGUCCGUGGCCAUUUCAAAGCCGAAUUUUUACUUUUUCCUAAAACUAUAGUGAAAGGCGAGGAAAUUCACCCGUUCUGGAAGUGGAUCGCCGAAACCUCCUCCUCCCCCCCCACGUGGAACUUUCAAAAAUAUUUAUACUCGAAAACGGGCCAAUUUAUAAAAAGUUGGGACUCUUCCGUGUCCGUGGAGUCCAUUUUCGACGUCGUCAAGGCAACCAUCGAUGACGAGGAAACUCGGGAAACAAAUGAAAAAAUCGAAUUAUAAAAAAACUUAG
Molecule: messenger RNA, 758 nt
Organism: Folsomia candida
Lineage: Eukaryota; Metazoa; Arthropoda; Collembola; Entomobryomorpha; Isotomidae
Product: glutathione peroxidase 7
Exons: 3
Coding region: 158-748 (196 amino acids)
Biological process (GO): response to oxidative stress
Molecular function (GO): glutathione peroxidase activity
Source: RefSeq, a predicted model, not a curated record